UUUACUCAAGAAGGUUUUAGACAAAAGUUACUUCGUUGGAUAGUAACUGAUGACCAACCAUUUGUUGUUACUGAAGACCGAUCUUUUAGAGAGAUGCUGGCUGGUGUAUAUAUCAAUAUUCUAUCACAAGUUACUGUUCAUCAUGAUUUAUCAAAAAAAAUUAAAGAAUUGGUUUCUUUAGGAAAACUUCAUGCAAUUGGACUUGAUGAUGACGAUUACAUACUAGCAGAGGAAGAUACAAAAGAUGUGAUUGAUGGUUUAAACACAAAACCAAAUAUAAAGAAUGCAGCAGAAGCAGCUGCAGGAAGGUAA
This is a messenger RNA of Entrophospora sp. SA101, 312 nucleotides long. The record is from the annotation of a GenBank genome assembly. Lineage: Eukaryota; Fungi; Glomeromycota; Glomeromycetes; Entrophosporales; Entrophosporaceae.